CCACUUCCUGCUUAAUGUUUAGAAUGAAGCGCAAUACGUAUCAAACGAGAAAAUAGUUUUACGGUGGCGGAGAGUGUCAAAUUCUGAUGUUUAUAAUGUCAUGCUGUCGCCACCGUGCGGAUAGUUAUUUUGAGACAGAAACCACUGACAGCUUCCUUGCAUAAAUGAUGGCAACAACACCCAAGUUAAUGAGAGCCAUUCGAGUGAGUGAGUUUGGAGGACCUUCCGUUUUGAAACUCUGCCCCAACAUACCUGUGCCAAAUCCAGGUCAGAAACAGGUGCUAAUCCAUGUGCAUGCGUGUGGAGUGAACCCCGUGGAGACCUACAUCCGCUCUGGGACCUACGGCAGGAAGCCCAGCCUGCCCUACACUCCAGGGACUGAUGUGUCAGGGGUCGUGGAAGCUGUCGGAGACAGAGUCCAACUCUUACAGGCUGGUGACCGUGUGUUCACCACCGCCACAGAGACAGGAGGGUAUGCUGAAUACACUGUCGUGUCUGAGGACUGUGUCCACCGCCUGCCAGACCCCUUAGACUACAAACAGGGAGCUGCCAUUGGGAUCCCCUACUGCACCGCAUACAGAGCUCUCUUCCAUAAAGCACAUGCUAAAGCAGGCGAGACAGUACUCAUCCAUGGAGCCAGCGGUGGGUGUUUGUGGCCUUUUCCUUGGUGGUGUGUAUCUUUUCAGGUGGGGGUGGCAGCGUGUCAGAUGGCCAGAGCCUUGGGUCUGAGGGUCCUGGGGACAGCAGGAACCGCAGAAGGACUGGAGCUGGUCCUGAGGAAUGGAGCUCACCAGGCCUUCAACCACAAAGAGGAAGGAUACACUAGCAAAAUCAUGGAUGCUACCAAGGGGCAAGGGGUAAAUGUGAUUGUGGAGAUGCUGUCUAAUGUGAAUCUCAGCAAUGACCUGCAGAUGCUGGCCUACGGGGGGAGAGUGACGGUUGUUGGCAGUAGAGGCCCCAUUGAAAUCAACCCUCGAGACACCAUGGCCAAAGAGUCCAGCAUCAUUGGUGUUGCCUUACCCUGCGCUACUGUUGAAGAGAAAGCUGAGUGUGCUGCGGCCCUGUUUGCAGGGAUGGAUGCUGGUUGGCUGAAGCCUGCUGUUGGAAAACAGUACACCCUGGACAUGGCCUCCCAGGCCCAUAUUGACAUCAUAGACUGCCCUGGGGCUUCUGGGAAGGUGGUACUGACCAUGUGAAUGGAACAGCUGUAAGAUUACUGUGAAAUGUUACUGAUUUACAUUGGGAUGAAAUUCUGAUUACUUUACAUGUGUUUCAUGCAUAUGGGAUUAAAAUUGCUGAAAAUCUUGCCACAGACAAAGAUUGUGUGGCUCACUUUCGGUGAUCUUCGUGAUUAAUCAUGUGCAUUUCUAAACCAAGUUGUUGUCAUUUCAAUGCAUUGGGUCAACAAUAUUUUGUUGUUGUUGUGAAAUAACUAAUUGAAUGCCAUUUUUGUAAAAUAUUACAAAGGGAAUGCCUCCUUUUCCAGAUUAAAUAAUAGCUUUGAA
Molecule: messenger RNA, 1505 nt
Organism: Oncorhynchus keta (chum salmon)
Lineage: Eukaryota; Metazoa; Chordata; Actinopteri; Salmoniformes; Salmonidae
Gene: cryz
Product: crystallin, zeta (quinone reductase)
Exons: 9
Coding region: 165-1196 (343 amino acids)
Cellular component (GO): cytosol
Molecular function (GO): quinone reductase (NADPH) activity; mRNA 3'-UTR binding; NADPH binding
Source: RefSeq, a predicted model, not a curated record